UCAAUGUCGAGGCCCCCUGCUACGUCUAAUCAAUGUAGCGAGGUCUCAUAGCAUAGAAAGGAAGUCAACCCGAAAUGCCUACGGCGACCAAUCGACACACGUUUACACGUCAAUCAAGGGUUAAAAGCUAGACAUUUCAAAUCAGUAUCAUCAGUGGGUUUCUAUUAAACAUCGAGUUAACAUCUCCGUGGUCAYAUUCUGUAAAAGUGCGUCAUGUAUACGGUUGACAACUUGUUGCAUCAAGACUUUCAUCCCAACAACACCAGCGGAUUUCGCUUUUCCUACGGAGCGCAAAGUGACAGAGAGAUGGGKUUUUUGAAAAGAGUACUACCACUCGAUAAGAGAAGCAAAGUUUCCAUCGUCAGUUCCAAGAGCGAGGAGAAUGACAGCGAAGAUGAACUUCUCAAAGAGAAGGAAAAUGCAAAGCUGAAGAUGAUGGAAGAGAGAGAAGACGAAGACGAGCAAGAUAGCAAUGACAACAGGAACUUAUCAGAAACAUUCGUUGCAGUCAUUGCACAGUCAAUCCUAAGCGUACCAACCAAGCGUAUGACCCUAAGUUCAAUCUACAGCUACAUCGCAAGCCACUAUCCACACUUUGACAAGGAAAAAGGCCCAGGCUGGCGAAAUAGCGUGAGACACAAUCUCUCAAGUAAUGAUUGUUUUGUAAAGGCAAGUCGCGCAGAAAAUGGCAAAGGACAUUAUUGGAUGAUUCAUCCUAAAGAUCUCCCCGAGUUCUCCAAAGGAAAUUUCCGUCGUCCUCGUAAACCAAGACGGCCUCGAUGUUCUCAAGGGAUAAGCUGUUUUUCAGAAAGGUCUUUCUUCCCUUCGCCAAUUGGAGGAAGCUAUUUUAUGAGCCCGUACGCUGCGAAGCACUCUGAAUAUGACUACGCACCGGCCUCAGCAGCGUUUCCACUGAUUGCUUCUACACCUGAUGUCUUCACGAGAGCCUAUGGCAUUCCUUCAAGAUACGAUGCAUUCCCUCGAGACGAAUCCCUAGCAAUUUCUGGGUACCACAACCUCUCGCCGUCUUCCUCGCCGACGUAUCUUGGAUUCCCUUGGCCUGAUACAUCAAUAUUUAGAAAUUAUCCAGCACUGAGCCAUGGUUACUAUCCUUAUAUGUUUAUGCCUCCAGGUAUUGGAGAUGUAUCGCUAUUACAAAAAGACUCUUUAAAACCAAAGGACGACUAAAGGAACACUUAGCUUAGAUACUAAAUGUUACACCGCCGUUUAUUUCUAGUGUGACUUUUAAAGAUAUUGUUAAUAGAAAAGAAAUUAAUAUUUUCACAAAAUAACAUCCAAUAGUGGAUUUUAUGGAACUUAUUUCUUGAAUACAAGAUCGAUUCUUCACGUACUUAUUUGAAAUAAUCUCUUUAGUACACAAACAGAUUGUUGUUCUAUUGUUUUCAAACCGCUAGGCAUUGUAAAUAAUCCCAGACAUUGUAUAAAAAGAUUGAGGUAAGACACGCAAUGUUAGGAAUAAUAAGUUUACAAAUGAAAGCCGUGAGAAAAAUAUUGUACUUUCAAUCCUUAGACAAAAUCGCUAUUUUAAUACAACCAUAUGACAUAUUAGGAACCAAAGAGACAGUAUUUAGAAUCAAUAAUUUCCGUUUAACUUACACAWUGUAAAUAAGUUUGCUCAUGUAAAUAGCUUAAAAAAAUUGUUUUUUUUUUAUCAAAUAAACAUUUUUUCUAAACAAA
This is a messenger RNA of Exaiptasia diaphana, 1698 nucleotides long. RefSeq names its product forkhead box protein I1. Lineage: Eukaryota; Metazoa; Cnidaria; Anthozoa; Actiniaria; Aiptasiidae. Gene Ontology annotation, molecular function: RNA polymerase II cis-regulatory region sequence-specific DNA binding; DNA-binding transcription factor activity, RNA polymerase II-specific. The coding region runs from base 214 to 1188 and encodes 324 amino acids. The record is from RefSeq and is a predicted model, not a curated record. Gene Ontology annotation, biological process: anatomical structure morphogenesis; regulation of transcription by RNA polymerase II; cell differentiation. The transcript has a single exon.